UAGUCUCCAACAUAUUCCCCCAGCUCAAUGUAAUGUUGCUUAGUUUGACUUUGUAAUGGCAAAGUCAGGUCCUGCUAUUAAGUACCUGUUUCAAUCCAGAGCUGCUUCCUUUCUCCUCCAACAGAGAUUUCCCCGGGCAAACACAUGCGCACCUCACUGCUGAGCUGCUGCUGCCGUUUUUUUUUUUUCUUCAUUAGCAUAUUCAGCCUGUACGUGCUGAAAGUCUUGCCCUCGUUAGCCCCGCCCACUUAAUCCCAUUGUCCAAUCGGAACUCUCCUCUGUUUUUUUCAAGACAGUCCUGCACAGCCCCUCUCCCUAAAGCUGCAGUUUACAGUGUAGGAGACACGGGCGGAAGUGAUGUCAGCAGCUUGAAAAUGGCAACUGCAAUCUAUUUUAGAGAGGGCUUACUUUCAAGACAGCAAGCUGGAUAAAUAAUGCUCAUCCAGAAGAACUGCUAUAGCUGUUUGGGAGGCAGAAGUAUGUCAGACUACACAAGCAAAAAUGGAGUCGAUGCUAAACAAACUGAAAAGCACUGUCACAAAAGUAACGGCCGAUGUCACCAGUGCUGUGAUGGGAAACCCUGUGACAAGGGAAUUUGAUGUAGGCAAGCAUAUUGCAAGUGGUGGUAAUGGACUUGCUUGGAAAAUCUUCAAUGGCACCAAGAAAUCUACAAAACAGGAAGUUGCAGUGUUUGUUUUCGACAAAAAAAUAAUUGAUAAGUAUCAGAAAUACGAAAAGGAUCAGAUUAUAGACUCGCUUAAAAGAGGCGUUCAACAGUUAACCCGGCUCCGGCACCCUCGGUUACUUACUGUGCAGCAUCCACUUGAAGAGUCUAGGGAUUGCCUUGCAUUUUGUACAGAACCAGUCUUUGCAAGCCUAGCCAAUGUGCUUGGGAGCUGGGAUAAUCUUCCAUCUCCGCUUCCUCCUGAAAUCCGAGAUCAUAAACUUUUUGAUGCUGAAGGAAAAUAUGGAUUGCUCCAGGUCUCUGAAGGCUUGUCUUUUUUGCAUAGCAGUGUUAAGAUGAUCCAUGCAAAUCUUACACCAGAAAAUAUAAUUUUAAACAAAAGCGGAGCAUGGAAAAUAAUGGGCUUUGAUUUCUGCAAUCCAGCAACAAACCCCUCUGACCAAGAGGCAAAGUUUUUAUGUAAAGAAUGGGAUCCCAAUUUACCGCCGUUGUGUCUGCCAAACCCAGAAUAUCUGGCUCCUGAAUACAUAUUAUCAGUGAGCUGUGACCCAGUUAGUGACAUGUACUCACUGGGAGUUAUUAUUCAUGCAGUAUAUAACAAAGGGAAAACUAUUUUUGAAGUAAACAAGCAAGAUAUUUAUAAAAGCUUCAGCAGGCAAUUGGAUCAGCUGAGUCGUUUAAACCCAAAUGUGCUUGUGAACAUCCCAGAAGAAGUCAAAGAACACGUAAAGCUUCUCCUGAAUGUAACUCCUGCCGUAAGACCGGAUGCAGAUCAAAUUACAAAGAUACCCUUUUUUGAUGAUGUUGGAGUUGUAACUUUGCAGUACUUUGAUUCCCUUUUUCAACGAGACAAUCUUCAGAAGUCACAAUUUUUUAAAGAGUUACCAAAAGUUCUUCAAAAACUGCCUAAGCGUGUGGUUGUUCAGAGAAUAUUACCAGCAUUAACUUCUGAAUUUGUAAACCCUGACAUGGUGCCCUUUGUGCUUCCCAAUGUUCUGCUGAUUGCAGAAGAAUGCACAAAAGAAGAGUAUAUAAAGCUUAUCCUGCCAGAGCUGGGACCUGUUUUCAGGCAACAGGAACCAAUUCAGGCUAGCAACAUGAUUCUGCUAAUUUUCCUGCAAAAAAUGGAUCUUCUCCUUACAAAGACCCCAUCUGAUGAAAUCAAAAAUAGUGUCUUGCCUAUGGUAUACAGGGCUCUUGAAGCUCCUUCAAUACAGAUUCAGGAGCUGUGCCUCAACAUCAUCCCUACAUUUGCCAACCUAAUAGACUACCCAUCUAUGAAGAACUCCUUAAUACCAAGGAUUAAGAAUGCUUGUUUACAAACUUCAUCUCUUGCUAUUCGUGUAAAUUCUUUGGUUUGCUUGGGGAAAAUUUUGGAAUACCUGGAUAAGUGGUUUGUAAUUGAUGAAUUAUUGCCUUUUUUACAACAAAUUCCAUCACGCGAACCUGCAGUCCUCAUGGGAAUUCUAGGUAUUUACAAAUGUACAUUUACACAUAAGAAACUCGGUAUUACCAAAGAACAACUGGCUGGCAAAGUGCUGCCGCAUCUUAUUCCUCUUAGUAUUGACAAUAACCUUAACCUCAACCAGUUUAAUUCAUUUAUGGCAGUGAUUAAAGAUAUGUUAAAUAAAUUGGAAUCUGAACACAAAACCAAACUUGAGCAAAUUCAUUCUAUGCAAGAACAGCAAAAGUCACUGGAUAUAACAAGCCAACUCAACCAUAGUGCAGAACAACAGCCUGCCAAGUCUGCCAGUCAGCCAAAUAUUUUUAAAAGUAUUGGGCAAGAUUUGCUAUCCGGUGUCAAUGACAAGAAAGAAAAUGGGCAGGUACAGAAGCAGCAAAUAAAGGCAUCACUUACACUUGAAGAGAAGCAAAAACUAGCAAAAGAACAGGAGCAAGUACAAAAAUUAAAAAGCCAACAGCAACUUACUCCUAGCACAGUGACACCUGUGGCACCUGCCAAGCAGACCAAGGACCUGACAGCGACCCUCAUGGAAAACAUGUCAUCCUUGGGUAGUUUCUCAGUUGGUACCUCGAAACCAGCCAUUGGUGGAUUUGCUCCAGUGAUUAAUAUGGCUGGAUUUCCCACACCAGUUGACAAUAUGAGAGCAAAUAGAAAUAUGCAAAAUGGACUUAACUCAAACCCAAGUUUAAAUCCAUCUGCAUUCACCAUGGGAGCUGGAAAUCCUAACCAAAAUGUUUUCAGCAGCACAGGCCCGAUAGGAAUGAACAAAGUUACUGCAAUGCCAGUGCCUUCUAACAUGCACAAUUUUAACUCCUUGGGCAGCACUCCUGGCAUGCUACAACAGAGCCAGAACAUUAGGCCCACUGCUAACAUUUCCUCUUUAGACAAUUUUUUUGGUCCUCAAAAACCCAAAGUAAGUAUGAACCAAAUGUCUCAACAGAAUCAAAAUCCUUGGCUAAACCAAUUUGUACCCUCACAAGGUUCUCUGGCCCCAAGUGGCCCAGCUGCACAGACUGGCGUGAUGAAUCAAGUUGGCUUUGGCACUCAGUCCAAUCCAUUUUUCAACCCGCAGAGCUUUACUCAUCCCACAAAUACUAUGAAAAGUAGUAGUUCGGCCAACAAUGACCUGAAAGACCUUUUUGGCUAGAUCUCUUUUUACAGUAUGUUUUGUAAUCAUGGGUAAACUGGAAUUUAGAUUUGUUUAUGAUCCACCAUUGUACUAUACAUAUGUCCUCAAAAAUGUUGCAAAUUAUUGCAGUCCCUUUUUGGAUUUUGUAGAUUACUUAACUGGGGUUUUUAAGGAAACGUUUAACAUGUAAUUGGUUACUCACGUAUAUCUAUGGCAUAUCAUUAUAAGGGAUACUGUUAUAAAGACUGCAAUGCAGUAACUGAUUUUACAUUUCAUUUGUCUCCUGUACUAAAAAUACAUGAGAUAUUUAUAUACACACAUACAUAUCACAUACAUAUAAAGUAGCCCUUGUUUUAAAAAUAAGAAUAUUACUGAGGACUUCCACGAUCAUGUAAAAGCACAAGGCCAGGUCAUGGAACUCCGAGGUGACUUCUAAUAUCCUCAUAUUUUUCAACUGGGGGUAGUUUAUUUAUAAUAAUACACAAGUUUCAGUGAGUGACAAAUGACAUUAGCAUGUUUUAAUUUCUCUA
Messenger RNA from Xenopus laevis (African clawed frog), 3809 nucleotides. RefSeq names its product SCY1 like pseudokinase 2 S homeolog (gene scyl2.S). The transcript is spliced from 19 exons. NCBI's taxonomy places the organism in Eukaryota, Metazoa, Chordata, Amphibia, Anura, Pipidae. The coding region runs from base 502 to 3297 and encodes 931 amino acids. The record is from RefSeq and is a predicted model, not a curated record.